AUGAAAUCCAGCACUGUCCCACUACAUUACCCCAAAGCAAAAUGCGAAGUGAAACAACGAACAGAUGCCUGGGGUGGGGUCAAGAUUAUAGUAAAAGGCGGAAGUGUGUAUGGAUAUCCACAUUACAGAUCACUUCGUGCCAUACCGCAGGAAUUGCAAGGGAUCGAUCCAGAUGUUUGGGCCAGCUUCUUUGUACAAGUUGAUAGCAUACAAGAGAGUAGUAAUGGGAGCGAGUGCAUUGGUAUUCUGGUAUUAUUCUUGGGAACUGGUGUCUUUUUCACGCUACUGAAAUUAUUUGGGAAUGCUGGGAUUGCCAUUGUGGGUGCCGUAGCAACCAUGGUUGGAAUGGUAUUUGUUGUCCCAAGAACUCCAAAGGGGCAACGACAAUCACUUGAUGAUUUAUGUCUAUUAUAUGAGCAAAAGUUUCGAGAUCAAGGAUGGAAGGUAUCAUGCCAUUGCGAGUCAACACCGCCACCACCACGACCAACUGGAGGCAUACAUGGACAAGGGUCGCAUAGCAUUUGGGUGGUUCAUUUCAUCCCCACUGGAGAAAACGGCUCUGUGUUACUUACGGCAUGA
This is a messenger RNA of Cylindrotheca closterium, 579 nucleotides long. The record is from the annotation of a GenBank genome assembly. NCBI's taxonomy places the organism in Eukaryota, Bacillariophyta, Bacillariophyceae, Bacillariales, Bacillariaceae.